AGUCCCAUCUGAAUCUGAAACCUCAAUUUGUCGACCAUAUGUUUCCUACUGGUUCUGCGCUCCCCCUGCAGUUGUCCCGGCUUUUUGUCUCAUAACAACUUAUUGUAGUAUCGCAAAAGUUUGACUUUAUUAUAGGCACAGCGUCAGAUCCAAAGCUAUGCGCACUGAUUCUUUGUUGGAAGUGAAGAGCAAAUUUGAUGCUGAGUUCCGCAGGAUUAGUAUCGAUCUCAACAGUAUGACUAAGUUUGAUGACUUCUACAAUGUUCUGGAAUACGUCCACCAGCUUCAAACCAUUCCUUUUGUCGUUCAGUAUGUGGAUCCGAAAAACUCAGAUCUUCUUCCUAUUAAUAACGACAAAAAUUUUGCUGUAGCAUUAUCCGUGUCAAGACCUUUACUGCGCAUUUUACUGCAGCGGAAAGGCAAGUCCUCUACUUUUCACAUUUUCUGUCUAGGUGAAAGCUACGGGGAAGUUUAUGGUUACAAAGCUGCCAAAACGAAUAAACUCCAUAAGAGUCCCGCGAGUGCCUUACGUUCCUUUGGAAGCACCGACAAAUUCAAACCUCCUGACAAAUCAAUUAGCAUACAAAAUGAUUUCCAGCUAGUCUCCUCUAUAUUAGACGUUAACAUCGUUCCCAGGGAGUUACGCCGCGUCCGUCUUGUCCGCAUUCCAAACAAACAAUUCGGCUUGUACAUCCGUAAUGGAGUCAGCCAUCAUCACACUUUGAACGGAUAUGAGACUGUGCCGGCAUUCUUCGUAUCUCGUCUCGAUCGCGACGGUAUUGCAUAUAGCACCGGGCUUUUAGCUGAAGAUGACGAAAUAAUUGAGGUUAACGGAAUCGAGGUAUACGGCAAGACGAUGGACCAAGUCACAGACAUGAUGGUGGCCAACAGCUCUAAUCUAAUCAUCACCGUCCGCCCGGCUGACCAGCGCACUUGCUUACCUCCUACUGGUCGGUCUGCUCGCCCGAUUCAUACAUCAACCUUGCCUCCUUUGAGCCACCUGUCCGCGUCUACCCCACAGAGUGAUCGUUCCAGAACUCUUAGUGACCUACCCACAGUGUCAGCCCUCCGCGCUCGUUCUGAUCGAUCUGGUGCUUCCUACGAGAGCCCGGCGGAUGAUGAUGAACUGGAUGAUGAUCUUACCGCUGGAUUAAUCACUCUCUGACAGUAAUUUUUGUCUCCGUGUUCCUUCUGAAGCGUCCCAACCUUCUAUCAAAUAUUGUAAGCUCACCGUUAGGGCUCCCAUUGCACUGUUUUUUGUGACGCGCACAAAUCACCAACUCGAGACGAUUGUCAACCAGUCUUAGAUGCUGCAUGUAAACCUUCACUCAUUUGUCGCUCAUAGACUGCUCCUCACUGCCUUAGUUACGUAACACAACAUAUCAAAUUUGACUUCACUCUAUUUCUCACAAUAACACCUUUUUGUCUUUCGUUCUUUUGGUGACUUUUUUACGAGCUCAGGAAUCGCUCGCCUCCAGCCAAUCAGGUGCAUAGUUCUCAUUCCACCUGUUUGCUUAUCUUCUACUACAACUGCUGCCUCUUUAUCUAUUUUGCACUUUUUUCUAAUAAAAUUGCACAAUGCACUGUCUUCUAA
Molecule: messenger RNA, 1594 nt
Organism: Dicrocoelium dendriticum
Lineage: Eukaryota; Metazoa; Platyhelminthes; Trematoda; Plagiorchiida; Dicrocoeliidae
Source: the annotation of a GenBank genome assembly